Messenger RNA from Arachis stenosperma, 1046 nucleotides. RefSeq lists its product as uncharacterized. Gene Ontology annotation, biological process: shoot system development; root development. The record is from RefSeq and is a predicted model, not a curated record. The coding region runs from base 62 to 943 and encodes 293 amino acids. Lineage: Eukaryota; Viridiplantae; Streptophyta; Magnoliopsida; Fabales; Fabaceae. The transcript has a single exon.
ACAUACUGAAUCUUAAUAUUAAACACCCUUUAACCUUUCCUCUUUUGUUUAGAAGAAAAACAUGGAAGCCUCUUCAUUGAACAUCAAAAUUCAUAACCAUGCUCGUUCUAAUAGUUUGCCUUCUAAGCCACACCCUAUUAUUCUUCAAUGCGAUGAAUACUUAGCCAUAUUAGGGGGAGGUGGUGCUUCUUCUGAUUCCACCACUACCUCCUCUGCUUCAUUGCUCACCCAAAAACUAAGUAUCCUUCUUGAUUUGCACAAUUGUGUCCAAAAUUUGGUUCAACUACCUCUAACACAAGAAGCAUUAGUCCACCAACGCCGCGAAAAAUGGGUGGAAGAACUCUUGGAAGGUUCCUUGAUGCUUCUAGAUGCAUGCACAACAACAAAAGAUGCUCUACUUCACACAAAAGAGUGCAGCCGCGAGCUUCAAUCGAUCAUCCGGCGAAGAAGGCAAGGCCAAGUUGAGCUAACAAUAGAGGUUAAGAAAUUCUUGACAUCAAGAAAAGUGGUGAGAAAAUCAAUCUUCAAAGCCUUGGAAAAUUUAAAGGGUCAUAAUGCAAAUAAAUGCAACCCUUCUAUGAUCAACAAAGAAUAUCAAACAGUUAACUUGUUGAAAGAAAUUCAAGUUACUAGUUUUGCCAUAUUCGAGUCCCUUUUGAACUUUAUUUCUGGAUCUACACAAUCGAAACGUGGCGGUUGGCCGUUGGUUUUGAAGCUGAUGAACAAGAAAAGGAUGCUAUCCAACACAGAGGAGAAUAAUGAAUUUGCAAAAGUAGAUGAUGCAUUGCAGUUCUUUGCAUUCAACAUGGGAAACAUCGAUGACUUGCAGAACAAGUUACUAAGAUUGGGGUCAUGCAUUCAAGAUCUUGAAGAAGGACUUGAGUCAUUGUUUAGGCGCUUAAUCAAAAUCAGAGUUGCCCUUCUCAACAUUCUUAAUCACUAGUUGUUGAUCCAACUUAACGGCUUUUGAAUUUUGUAAUAUAUUAAUUAAUUAGCAGCUUGUAUACAAUUAUUGCAGAUAAUGUAUUAACCCUUAUUUUUAUGAU